Argiope bruennichi is the source of this 1445-nucleotide messenger RNA. Its product is annotated as hemicentin-1-like. The record is from RefSeq and is a predicted model, not a curated record. Bases 87 to 1316 code for a protein of 409 amino acids. The transcript has 9 exons. NCBI's taxonomy places the organism in Eukaryota, Metazoa, Arthropoda, Arachnida, Araneae, Araneidae.
ACUCCUUUUUUUUUAUUGAAUGAAGAGAACGGAAGGAACAGAAAACGUUUUCCUUCCGGAAAAAAAAGUCUCUCGCUGGUCUCAGAAUGAAUUUCGUGAUGCUUGUCCCCAUACCGAGUCUGGCCUUGCUGUUGUACCUCUCUCAUGGAGCAGUUGCAGCUGAUGGGCAAUGGAGCGAAUGGUCAGACUGGACUUCGUGCUCUGUCUCUUGCGGACGUGGAAUAAGAAAGAGAUUCCGUGCUUGUAAUCCUGCACCUGGAGUGGGCAGUCGAUGGUGCCAAGGAAAAUACUUACAGACUGAAAACUGUGACACAACUGUUGCAUGUCCAGUGAAUGGUGGCUGGAGCGAAUGGAACAAGUGGUCAUCGUGCUCUGCUACGUGUGGGCAGGGCAUCACCAACCGAUAUAGAUCCUGCAGCAACCCUAUACCGAUGAAUGGAGGAAGACCCUGUGAAGGUGCCCCUCAGGAGUCAGAUAUGUGUUUCGCCAUUAAAGAAUGUCCACGUGAUGGAGGAUGGUCAAAUUGGAGUCGAUGGUCGUCAUGUUCAGUGACAUGUGGUCCAGGAGGUACCAUUAAUAGGUACAGAUCUUGUAAUAACCCUCCUCCUAUGGCAGAGGGGAAACCUUGCGAAGGUCCAAAGCAACAGACAAGGCAUUGCAGAGCAUCUCGACCAUGUCCAGUGAAUGGACAAUGGUCAGAGUGGACUGAGUGGAGUGAGUGUUCGGUAUCUUGCGGCAGAGGUGAGAGAGUAAGAGGACGAGCGUGUAAUCAACCUGCUCCCCAGCAUGGCGGACUCGAUUGCGACGAAACAGAGGCUGGCGAAUUGCAAAUUCUAAGUUGCACAGCAACAAUCCUUAACUGCCCAGUGGAUGGAAGUUGGUCCGAAUGGAGUGAUUGGGGUUCUUGCCAUUCCCCAGAUUGCAGUGGAUCAAAAGAAUUUUCAAUAUCCAUGCGCCAGCGCUCUUGCAACAACCCAUUACCCAAACACAAAGGAUCCAUGUGUCAAGGAGUCUUUUUAGAUGCAGGGUUCUGUAAUCAACCCAUCAACUGCGUCGUGGAUGGCAGCUGGGGCGAGUGGUCUCCAUGGUCUUGUAGAAAGUUAGUGGCUUCAAGAAAGCGCGUUUGUGAUUCUCCACCUCCUUCAAACGGAGGAAAGAAAUGUCCAGGAAAGAAUGUACAGAUACACGUCAGAGGUGAAGAAGAUGAGGAAUAUCGUGAAGCAUGUGGUGGCAAGUUCCCAUCAGACGAUGAGGAUUUAGAAGGAGGAUCUGGCAUUGGUCAGGGAAGCGGCGACGGCAUUGCUGAUGAUGGCUAAAAAAAAUCGUCUUAACAUCAAAUGGCAGAAGAUAUUAAAGAUUCAAAUUUUGAUUUGUAUACAAUAAAAUAUGUAAAAAUUUAAAAAGCAUUGUAAAUAGUUUUAAUGAAAAUGAGCCUUAUUGAUUAA